Amoebophrya sp. A25 is the source of this 522-nucleotide messenger RNA. NCBI's taxonomy places the organism in Eukaryota, Dinophyceae, Syndiniales, Amoebophryaceae. The record is from the annotation of a GenBank genome assembly.
GACACAUGUCUACCGACCGACGGAUCUCACCGCGGUGGCCAAGAGCAGUGCUAUCUUGCGGGACUGCAUUGAAAGCCGUCAUCAAUACAACUGCCGACAACAGAAGAUCAGAGCAGGGAGUACGGUAUCUGCUGUGGAAGAUGACGCCAAGGAGACAACGACUAGUACUAAAGCUAAUAAACGUACCUGUACCAUUUGUCCUUCGUGCAAUGUCGAGCAGCGACUAGUAGACGUCAGCGAUCCGAGAAUCCUCGAAACUGGGGAGACCUUUCCGUACCAAUGGAAAGCAGAUCUACGCGGACGUGCAUCCUUUUCGGUGAUUGUGAGUAUGAACGUACCCCUGUGCCGGCUGCUGACUCGUAUGUUAAGCCCAGUGUAUCACUAUCCCAUGUGGGCUAAGCUUAGUGGGCCCCCCUUGAUUCAAAGGGAGAACCUCCAAGGGGGAAAAAGGGCAGCUCACUGAACUGCGGAUAGUGAAAAACUACCUUUAAGUAUGGGUUUGGAUGGCGCUCUUCGUGCUGU